Spinacia oleracea (spinach) is the source of this 968-nucleotide messenger RNA. Its product is annotated as heavy metal-associated isoprenylated plant protein 37. The record is from RefSeq and is a predicted model, not a curated record. Gene Ontology annotation, molecular function: metal ion binding. The transcript has 3 exons. Lineage: Eukaryota; Viridiplantae; Streptophyta; Magnoliopsida; Caryophyllales; Amaranthaceae. The coding region runs from base 80 to 820 and encodes 246 amino acids.
UUCUUGUAAACCCCCAAUAACUUCUUGUCUUCUUCCCCCACCUUUGGUCCUCAAACUCUCUGCUCAUUCUCUCUCUAAGAUGCCUGCAACUAGACCAGGAGGAGAAGCUACACACUUGCUGAAAUACAAUACAUGGGUACUUAAAGUCCCCAUUCACUGUCUUGGCUGUAAAAGAGAAGUCAAGAAGCUUCUUCAGCGCAUUGACGGUGUUUACAGCACUAGUAUUGACAUACAGCAUCAGAAGGUGACCAUAAGUGGAAACGUUGAGUCAGAGAUCCUGGUUAAAAAAUUACUCAAAGCAGGCAAGCAUGCAGAGGUAUGGAAUGAAAAACCAGCUGAAAAGGCGAAGAAAAACGAUAAAGAAAGUGAUCGAAAAAGUAGUGAAACCAAAGUGGAAAGUAGUCGAAAUAAUGAAGACAAGCUAAAGUCCAUAAAGGGCAGUGAUUCUGCAGUGAAAAACAAUGGUAAAGAGACGAAUUUGAACAACAAGGGCAAUCAAAAUCGUAAGAAGAGCAAACAGAGUCCUGAAGCUGUAGUGGGUGACACAGGUAAUGCAGGAAAAGGUAAUUGUGUGAAUGCCUGUGAGGGAAGAUUCCAAGGAGCUAAUCAAGUUGAACAGUUGAGUGAGAUGAGUUCAAAUCAAACAGUUGAUGUCAUGAAUUACAAUGCAGAUCCUAGUAACUUUCAAGUCACAACACCACCUUACUUUUAUCACAACACUGCCAAUGACAAGUACGAGAGUUGCAACGUUCAUACAUCAACCUUUUAUUCCUUGGAUAUUUUCAGUGAUGACAACCCUACUGGCUGUUCUGUUAUGUAGUUCAUCGAUAAUCAUUUUUGUCUACUACUCGUAAGUCGUAACAAAUUAACAACUCCUCUCUUGUACUGUAAUCAAUAUUUUCUAGUGUCUGCUUGGCUUGCUAUUUUGGUUAGACAUGAAUAAAAAUGAAUCUGUUGUUAAUGUAAAA